Trifolium pratense (red clover) is the source of this 3007-nucleotide messenger RNA. RefSeq names its product auxin response factor 18. The coding region runs from base 778 to 2775 and encodes 665 amino acids. The record is from RefSeq and is a predicted model, not a curated record. Gene Ontology annotation, molecular function: DNA binding; protein binding. Gene Ontology annotation, cellular component: nucleus. Lineage: Eukaryota; Viridiplantae; Streptophyta; Magnoliopsida; Fabales; Fabaceae. Gene Ontology annotation, biological process: response to hormone; regulation of DNA-templated transcription. The transcript has 14 exons.
AAGGAGAAUAUGUUGCAGUAGGCUAAGCUGAAUCUAUAGACUAUAGGACCAUACUCUCUCUAUCUCUCUCUCUCUCUCUCCACACAAAGAGAGAGAAACAAAACAAAGCAUUGUAAAGUGUAAAAAUGAGUAUAGAGAAAGUGUAGAGAGAGAUAGAAACAAAGAAGAAGACUAGAGAGAGAAAGAGAAAGAAGACUGUGAUGUGAACAACAACUGCAACAUUAUGAAAUAGCAACAGAAAAAGGUAACAACGUUGGCAAGUUGGUAACGUGGAUUCAGGUCUUUUGAGAGAAACAAUCAAAGAAAACGACAUCACCUAAAGCAAGAAGAAGAAGAGAAAAAAAUCUCACAACAACAAUAAUCCUUUCAAAAAGUUGUUUUUGGUUUUUCCAGCUUAUUAAAAAAGUGAUCUUUGAUUUUCAUUGUCACUCACCAACAAACCCAACACACAAAAAACCAAAUCCCAUAAAACCCAAAAACACAAACACACUAAAGUUAUGUUUUUUCUUCUCCUGUAACUGAAAAAACAAAACUUGAAGCAUCACUAUGAUUUUUUCUUAGUUGUUACAGAAGAAAAAACCAGUCACUAAUUUAUCAUUACUUGCAUUUAACUCUCAUCAUUUCUGGUUAAUGUUCUCUCUCUCUCAUGAGUUAUUGAUGGGUUAAUCUAUUUGUGGUUGCUUCAAAGGAGCUUCUUUUGUUUCUUCAAUUGUUGUUGUUCUUGUGUGUCUUUGGUUGUGUGUGUUUUUGUUUUGUUCUUCUCUUUGUUGUUGGUGAAUGGCACAUCUGGAGUGUAAUCUAAGGGCCCCAGGAACUUCUCAACAAGAAAAAGGAGAGAAAAAUGAUGAGCUGUAUGGAGAGUUAUGGAAGUUAUGUGCAGGUCCUUUGGUGGACGUUCCUAAUAUUAGUGCGAGAGUUUACUACUUUCCGCAGGGUCAUAUGGAACAACUGCAAGCAUCUACUAAUCAAGAAUUGAACCAAGAAAUUCCUCAUUUCAAUCUACCGUCGAAGAUGUUAUGCCGUGUUGUUAAUCUUCGGUUGAUGGCUGAGCAAGAAACUGAUGAGGUUUAUGCUUGUAUUGCUUUGCUUCCAGAAUCAGAUACUGAGCCUGUUGAUCCUGAACUGAUUCCUCCCGAGUCUCCAAAACAGAAGUUUCACUCAUUUUGCAAAAUACUAACGGCUUCUGAUACUAGCACACAUGGGGGAUUUUCUGUUUUGAGGAAGCAUGCUACUGAGUGCUUGCCACCAUUGGACAUGACACAAGCAACUCCAACUCAGGAGCUUGUAGCAAAAGAUCUCCAUGGAUUUGAGUGGAAGUUUAAGCACAUAUAUAGAGGUCAACCAAGGAGGCACUUGCUCACAACUGGCUGGAGUACAUUUGUCGCCUCCAAAAGAUUGGUGGCCGGAGAUGCUUUUGUUUUCCUAAGGGGAGAGGACGGGCAACUGAGAGUUGGCGUUAGGCGUAUGUCUAAACAGCAUUGUCCUAUGCCUUCAUCUGUGAUAUCAAGCCAAAGCAUGAAUCUCGGAGUGCUUGCAACUGCUUCUCAUGCUCUUAUGACUCAAACCAUGUUUGUUGUUUAUUACAAACCAAGGACUAGUCAGUUUAUUGUUGGUUUGAACAAGUAUUUGGAGGCAGUCAACAAUUAUAGGUUUACUGUUGGUAUGAGAUUCAAGAUGAGAUUUGAAGGAGAUGACUCACCCGAAAGAAGAUUUUCUGGUACUAUUGUUGGGGUUGGGGAUUUAUCUGCUGGAUGGUCGAAUUCUCAAUGGAGAUCGUUGAAGGUUCAAUGGGAUGAAGCGGCAACAACUCCAAGACCAGAGAGAGUUUCUCCAUGGGAGAUAGAACCUUUCACAGCUUCUCCUUCUUUGAAUGUCACUCAACCAUCAGCCAAGAGCAAAAGAUCUCGGCCCGCCGAUGUUUCAUCUAGUGGUUUUUGGUAUCCUGGGGCUGGAUCGUCCCAGGCUCAUGAGCAUACCCAAUUGGUCGGUGCUUCCGAAGUCCAAGCCAAAGAGAAUCAUAUCGUAACUUCUAGAGUCUCAGUGGAAGGAAUUUGGCCUAAUUCACCAUAUAUGAAUGUUACUUCCAACCCUUAUGCAUCUAGACCGGUCGACGGCCCCACAUGCGAUCAUCCAGUCAAAGACGCAAACAAGACUUCGAACCCCCUAGAUUGCUGGCUAUUUGGAGUUAACUUGAACAAAAACAACAAAUGCAACAAUGUUAAUCCUUGUUUAGAAAAAGAACAUGGAUUUCCAAAUUUAGCCAAUGUCACUACUAGUGGUCCCAAGGAAUCUAUCCUUACAAAUGCAUGUGAAACUGAAAAGGUUCAGAGUCCUAACAAUUCAUUGUCUACCAAAGGGCAGCAGAAGAAAAUAAUUUGUGAUGUAUCAUCAAAUGAAUGGCAGAACAAGCUGGCCACUGUACCAUCCAUGAGAACAAGGACUAAGGUGCAAAUGCAAGGUGUAGCUGUUGGUAGAGCACUUGACUUAACCAUGUUAAGUGGUUAUGAUGAACUCAUUGAUGAAGUUGAGAAACUAUUUGAUAUCAAAGGAGAGCUACGUUCACAAAACAAAUGGCGAGUUACUUUCACUGAUAAUGAAAAUGACAUGAUGCUUGUUGGUGAUGAUCCAUGGCCGGAAUUUUGCAACAUUGUGAAAAAGAUUUUCAUUUGUUCAAAAGAGGAUUUGAAGAAAAUGAAAUGCAAGCUACCUAACUCUUCAUUAGAGAUGGAAGAGACAUUGUUUAGCUUAGAUUCACAAAAUAGGGAUGAGAAUUAACAAACUCAUGUGACUUAAUUUAUCAACUUUUUUUGGUUGGUUUGAGAUGGAAAAUUAGGGUGCUUGAUUUUAUGGAACCUUCACAACAACUUCAAAAUUGUGGACUACUUGAAGUUGGAUUUUAGGUAACUUUAUUUUUGUGAAUACUUUUUUUUGGGUAGGCUAUAGUGCCAUUAGCUUGUAAACAAAUAUGCAUUUCCCUAACUAUAAUUUUUAUCUUUGUUGUUGGACA